AUGGGGUGGUCGGGUAUGAGCGGCAAUAGACAUGAGCUAGUCAGGCCGCCGGCGACCCGCGCACUGAGCAUACUGUAUCCUGCCACUUCUCAUCGUCGCAGGGCCGUCUGUUCUCCUCGCCUUUCAUCGUCAAACUGUCGCGCAGCGGAGCGCACCAAGUUUUUCACCAUGGUCAAGUCUCAGAACACUCUGAAGAUCGUCAAGAAGCGGACGCGCAAGUUUAAGCGCCACCAGUCCGACACACAGAUGCGUGUGCCGGAGUCAUGGCGCCGCCCGAAAGGUAUUGACUCGCGUGUUCGCCGCAAGUGGCGGGGAAAGGUCUCGAUGCCUAACAUUGGCUACGGGUCUAACAAGAAGACUCGCCACAUGCUGCCCAACGGCUUCUUCAAGUUCCUCGUCCAUAACGUCAACGAACUCGAAGUCCUCAUGAUGCAGAACCGCGUCUACUGCGCUGAGAUCGCACACAGUGUCUCGUGCCGCAAGCGCAUCGCCAUCAUCGACCGUGCAGCUCAGCUCGAUAUCAAGAUCUCUAACGCCGGUGCCCGCGUCAAGGUCGAGGAGACUGAGUAAGUCAAUGUGGAGGUUGUCUGGUGUAGCGUGACUUUGCCUCUAUCAACGUAAAUACGACGGACCGUCUUUCUAGUCGCCGCAAUCCUAUAUUUUGUAGACUUCGGAUUAGUCGGGCACCUGCUUUGACGACGGAACCGGGGUUCGUCUUCUGUGCGAAUCUUGAUUGAUGAGGGUUACGAUCUCGGGUCUGUCCACAGCCUGCUGCAAUUGUCACUGCGAAGCGAUAGAGAGAACUUUCUCUCUACAUGUGAUGAUGCGAACCUGACAAAUUGCCCGUACCGUCGACCAUCCAGAUGCAAAUGUGCAGUGCAGGCAGGCGACAUGCACUUGAAUGGAACUAUUUCCCCUGCGUGUGGCUCAUGCACUGGAAUGGUUCAUCGCAGACCGGUCACAUCUGAGGCGUGAAUUGAAAGGCUGGGCAGCUAUUCGGAUAUCCAAUGCUAGAGAGUGGUCUCAAGUGGAUUUUAGAUGUUUCUUUGAAAGGUGCUUGUUGUAACCUCAAUUCUUAUCUUUAUGACCAUCAAAUGCUCCUUUUUACAUGUUUA
This is a messenger RNA of Chondrus crispus (carragheen), 1115 nucleotides long. RefSeq lists its product as hypothetical. Bases 1 to 570 code for a protein of 189 amino acids. The record is from RefSeq and is a predicted model, not a curated record. NCBI's taxonomy places the organism in Eukaryota, Rhodophyta, Florideophyceae, Gigartinales, Gigartinaceae. Gene Ontology annotation, cellular component: cytosolic large ribosomal subunit; ribosome. Gene Ontology annotation, molecular function: structural constituent of ribosome. Gene Ontology annotation, biological process: translation. The transcript has 4 exons.